Molecule: messenger RNA, 5045 nt
Organism: Betta splendens (Siamese fighting fish)
Lineage: Eukaryota; Metazoa; Chordata; Actinopteri; Anabantiformes; Osphronemidae
Product: zinc finger protein 420-like
Biological process (GO): regulation of transcription by RNA polymerase II
Cellular component (GO): nucleus
Molecular function (GO): RNA polymerase II cis-regulatory region sequence-specific DNA binding; DNA-binding transcription activator activity, RNA polymerase II-specific
Source: RefSeq, a predicted model, not a curated record
AUCAGUCAUGUCCUUUGUGUUUGAUGCCCCUCCCAACUGAGCCAAGGCAUAAGCCACCCAUAAUCAGCGAAGGGAAAUGCAGCUUGAAUAUUCUCACAUUCUGUCCUCAUUUUUCUCAAUAUUUCUUCAGGGAAGCUUGGCGUUUCUAGCGGAGUCAAAUAUUUUGAAGCCGAUCUUAGUGAGAUCAGCUGGUGUCGGGUGUGAACAAAGUUCUGCUACUGCGCUCCGGCAUUGCGGAUGAGGGAAAGUAUAAAUCCAAGCAAUAAAAAAGACAAAAAAUUAUUUCGAACCACACGAUAAAAGAGGAUGCACCUCAAAUACUAAGACUAUUUAAAGAAAAUCACAUGCAGUUGGUAAAAAGUAAGGAAAAACACAGAAAAGACAAGACUUAGACAGAGCGAUCGAAACGUGCUCACGCCUGUAAGGAAGUAAUAGUGAGGAGCAUUAGGGAAGUAUGAAAGAAAGAUGUAUAUUUAUUUUGUGUUGGAAGCUGGAGGAUCAGAGAGAUGACUGAAUGCUCUGUUAACGUUUUACAUGUCGUGUAAGAGGGUGUGAGGGAGGUAGGAUACAGUAGAUGGCGGUAGUGUAACUUUAAGGAUGCGAGUCGCCGUAAAACACUAAAGAAGAAGAAGGUGAACACCACCGAAGAAGAAAAAGACCAGGCGGAAAUCUGAGAUCUGUUGUCUUUGUUCUGUUCUUAGAGCAGAGAGCUGCUGGAUUCAAGGAACCGAGACGAAAAUGGAUCAGUACAAAUUGGAAAUAAAAGAAGAGGACGUGGACGUCUAUCUAGAACAGAAGCAGAGCGAUACGGAGCAGCAGGACCCGAGUUAACCGAACAGGACAGGUCCAUCAGUGGAAUAAAGGAGGAACGGCAAUACCCGAGUUUAACCGAGCAGGACCGGUCCACUAGUGCAAUAAAGAAGGAGGAACAGGACCCGAGUUUAAAUGAGCAGGACCGGUCCAUUAGCGAAGCUGAGGAGGAGCAGCAGGACCCGUGACCACGCUGGUCCCACAGAUCAACAGGAACACAGAGGACGAAGAGCUUUAAGGCUGUAUCUCCGUCAGCAAUGUAGCCAGGCCUUUACCAGACCACCAGAGCCUUAUUCAUGUGAACAGUGUGGAAAAGCAUUCUCUCGGCAGUGUAAUUUACGGGCACACCAAUGUGUUCACACUGGAGAAAAACCCUAUUCAUGUGAGCAGUGUGGAAAAGCAUUCUCUCAACAAAGGACUUUAUGGGUACACAGACGCAUUCACACUGGAGGGAAACCUCAUUCAUGUGAAGAGUGUGGGGAAGCAUUUUCUCAUCACAGUGUUUUACUAACUCACAAACGCAUUCACACUGGAGAGAAACCCUAUUCAUGUGAACAGUGUGGAAAAGCAUUCUCUCAUCCUGGUCAUCUACAGGCACACCGACGCAUUCACACUGGAGAGAAACCAUAUUCAUGUGAGCAGUGUGGAAAUGUAUUCUCUCAACAAAGUACUUUACAAGUACACAGACGCAUUCACACUGGAGAGAAACCCUAUUCAUGUGAACAGUGUGGAAAAGCAUUCUCUCAUCCUGGUCACCUACAGGUACACAGACGCAUUCACACUGGAGAGAAACCUUAUUCAUGUGAACAGUGUGGAAAAGCAUUCUCUCGACACAGUCAUUUACAGGCACACCAAAGUGUUCACACUGGAGAAAAACCUCAUUUAUGUGAACAGUGUGGAAAAGCAUUUUCUCAUCACAGUGUUUUAGAAAGACACAAACGCAUUCACACUGGAGAGAAACCCUAUUCAUGUGAACAGUGUGGAAAAGCGUUCUCUCAACACAGUGGUUUACGGGCACACAAACGCAUUCACACUGGAGAGAAACCUUAUUCAUGUGAACAGUGUGGAAAAGUAUUCUCUCGACACAGUCAUUUACAGGCACACCAACAUGUUCACACUGGAGAAAAACCGUAUUCCUGUGAACAAUGUGGAAAAGCAUUUUCUCAUCACAGUGUUUUACUAAGUCACAAACGCAUUCACACUGGAGAGAAACCUUAUUCAUGUGAACAGUGUGGAAAAGCAUUCUUUCGACACCAUCAUUUACAGGCACACAAACGCAUUCACACUGGAGAGAAACCUUAUUCAUGUGAACAGUGUGGAAAAGUAUUCUCUCGACACAGUCAUUUACAGGCACACCAACAUGUUCACACUGGAGAAAAACCGUAUUCAUGUGAACAAUGUGGAAAAGCAUUUUCUCAUCACAGUGUUUUACUAAGUCACAAACGCAUUCACACUGGAGAGAAACCUUAUUCAUGUGAACAGUGUGGAAAAGCAUUCUUUCGACACCAUCAUUUACAGGCACACAAACGUGUUCACACUGGAGAGAAACCUGAUUCAUGUGUACAGUGUGGAUAAGCAUUCGCUCAACACAGUGGUUUACGGGAACACCAAUGCGAUCACACAGGGGACGAACCUUAUUCACGUGAACAGUGAGGGAAAGCGUUCUCUCACAACAGUAAUUUGCUCAAACAUUGUGUUCACACUGGAGAGUGCAGAGAAGCAUUUUUGCACCUCAAUGACAAACCAAGUGUUCACGCUGGCCAAAGAUCCUAUUUAUGCGAAAAACUUUUUUUUUUAUCUGCCCAACUUGACAGAGCACCCGCAAAUUCACACAACAAAUUAACAAAUGUUAACGUGUCAUAUGAAUGUUCCAGAAUGUCUAAAAAGGUGUCUGAUCGGGCAUAUCUUUGCAAGAACUGACUUUGGCCAAUGGGGCGUCAUUUAACUCGUUCGAAUCUAUGCAAUUGGCCGAAAAACUUGAACACGUGAUUGAAAAGACUAGGUUGAUAGGUUGAUGCUUGUUUGUCCAUGUGUUGCAAUGGACUGGCGACCUGUCCAGGAUGUACCCUGUUUAAUCCCCCGUAUGGGAAGAUGGAUGGAAUAUGUUAGUUUGCCUGUUUAAAGCGAUGUGGGUAUAGAUUUCUACAAAAUAACGUGAGCCCAGCAUCUUAGCACUCUUGUUCUCGAAGCAGUCCAAGAUGAAAUUAAGUCCACAUACAUACAAACGCUGAGGUGUGUGGCUGUGGCAGUGUUGCCUUCGUUGGUCCUUUGUAAAAUAAAAGUAAUCCACAACAUUUGCCAUUUACCAUUGUAACAAGUACAACAAAACUGAGAAGAGGGUGCUGCGUCUGUGUGCCCUGCCACUCCUGAAGUAAGUUAAGCAAGUAGCAAUACAAUCGGAACAAUACUGCAGAAAUGCCCAAAACAUAUGAUACAAACAAUAUUAGAGUAGGCACAGUACAAGUGGAAACUUGCUGGUAUUUUUUUAUGAACUUUUCAGGCUCGGGGGGUAGAUAAAGGUCAGAGAGCAGAUGGUGAGACUGGUCUUGGAGGGGAGGUGGUGUAUCUGCUUAGGUAUAAUGAAUGUCUAUAGUUGUAUGACCGAGGCUGACCAAGAUGUUUACAGAUCAGUUUGUCCUUGAAGGGAGCCACAAUAAGGGGAAGACAGUAGGAGCACAGCAGGUGAGCUAGAUUCAACCCGGGAAGGGGAGAAGGAUUUAAUUGAAAUUAAUCCAGUGAAUGUAAAGCAUUUGGAUCUAUGACUUCUUUGUCAUAAAGCUCUGUCUGCUAAUGAUCUUGAUCAGGUGUGUCAGUUGGCUUUUCCAGCUUGUCAUUGACUGAACACACGUGGUUAAGGUAAUCAGCAGGAGUUGGGGCAUAGAGAGUUGAAAAAACAGCAGGGACAGCGACCCUCGAUGGAACCGGUUUGAGAGAGGAUGGAGAGAAACAUGCAGUAAAUGGGAGGGGGGUGUAAAGAAUGUGGAAAAGUGAAAUUAUGGGCUAUUUAUAUGGUGUCCAUAAGUAAAAGGUGUUUGUCAAUUAGGCAAAAUUAAUAUAGUUUAAGUCUGUAUUAGUGCAAAUUAACUGUUUUGCUGCAAAUAACCUGGCCCAGAGUAUUGACACAAAAGUAGAUAAGUGAAAUUCUGUGAGUGGACAAGCAAAACUAAAUGUCGAGAAAUUUGAGCACCAUACAGUAGAGCAGUUUGGCAGACAGAUCUCUUUUCUUCCUGCCUAUGGUGCAGUGGUUGUCUGUCAGUGAAGAUGGAAAAAGGAGUUCAUGUGUGUGUCUGGUUGAAGCGAGAGGUUUCUGUUACUCUAGUACACACACUCUGGAAAAAAAAGUGCAUCUGGUUGCAAAGUGACAACUUUCUGUACUGUGAUUGGAGGAGGUUGAAGGUUGAACUGCUCACUCUUUAUUCGUAGACCACAUUUCCUCUGCUUCUUUUAGAGAGAAGGGAAUUGUAUUGUAACGCGGUUUCCGAAAUUGGCUCACAGCUGUGUAAUGAAAAGGUUGUUUCUUUCUUAUUCUAUACUGUUACCAUACAGUUUGUGCCUUGUUGAUUAGAUUGAAUGUUCCCAUGUAGGCUAUUAAUCUCUUUUGUCUUGUCGUACAUCAGUUUUAUGUAUCUGACAAGCUUGUUUGACUGUUCCAUGGUUGUCUCUGCCUGGCCCUCCUUGGAUCUGGCUGCUAUCUGACUCCCAAAACCAAGGCAGAGGAGCUGUGUCUCUCUUUGUCUGUAGACGUUUAUGGCCCCUUCACUCUGAGACGCCAGUGGUACCAGGUGGAAAAAUGGAAACAUGUCCACAGGGAUAAAGUUGUACCUGCAAUUUGAUUGGACUAAAGAGACAUUCCACUCUGCCAGAUAAAGGGACGAAAAGGUGAAACAACUUGAUGAUUAUGUGAUCUUUACCUCCAUGGUGUAUGUUCUGAUCUCCCCAGAUGGUUUUUGAUUUGCUUUGCCCAUUAUCUUUUACUUUUCUUUGUUAUUACAAUAAAUUACACAAAAAACAACUCUCUCAUCAAUAUUUAUUAUAUAAAUUAUUAUUAGGCCAGUUGCUCAGAGGCCAAAACAAGAACGUCUUACUACAAUUUAACAGUUAUAUUAUUUAUGACUAUAGGUCAUAAAGAUAAGGAACUUAGAUUAUUAGUGGACGGUGAUUGAGAUGAUUUUAGAUACACAUAUAAUUAAGAGUUUGAAAUCAUAUGUAAAUUAAAGGUACAUAAUAAAAGAUGG